Oldenlandia corymbosa var. corymbosa is the source of this 6691-nucleotide messenger RNA. Lineage: Eukaryota; Viridiplantae; Streptophyta; Magnoliopsida; Gentianales; Rubiaceae. The record is from the annotation of a GenBank genome assembly.
CUGCAUUCAAAGUGCCUUAGAUGAUCUAAGCCAGAUAUUUCCUCAUUGGUAUUGGGAAGAGAUUGAGGAUCUGAAGCGGCAGUUGAGUCUUGUGCGAUCAUAUUAUGGAUUGAGAGAGGCUAAUGUUUGUCAAUCGCCAUCAUCGGAUGAUGGCCCAAGAUUGGAGAAAUUGCAGCAGAUUCUAGUCCUGGAUGGUGCAACAUUGGAAGGAAGCUCAACAGAUGAACUCCUUGGCAUGGUGGACUCCCUUAUUCAGAAUUGGGUAUAUGGGAUGAUCCCUAGCUACCUGAUUCCAAACCUAUCCAAAAGUCUGGAGUUCUUGAAAAACUUCAUUCACUUUGCUGAAUUUCGAGGACUUGAGCUUCGACAGAUGGAAGAAAUGUUGGUUCAUGUUCAAGGUUUGGUUGUUGAUGCCGCGAGCCUAAAUUUCAAGUUUUCUGAUUUACUUAUGGACAGAAUACAACCGGUGGAAUACCAUGUUUGCGAGAUCUAUGUUCGAGUCCUAGAAGAAGCUUCAAAAUCGUCACAGGGAUCCAACGUUUCCACCCCAGGAGGCCACAGAAUUGAACUAGGCAUGGUUGAUUCUCUCAUCUUUCUUCUCUUAGGGCUAUUACUCCGUGGUACCAAUCACAUUUACAUGUUUGACCAACAAAUGCAUACACUCUAUGAGGCACUCAGAUUCUUAACAACCACUCUGAGAGUACAUCAUGAUCAGCUCGACGAGCGAUUUGAGAAAAUGAAAGACCUUAUUGGAGUCUUGAUAUGUGAAUCAGCAAUGGCAGUUUGCUAUCUGUGUGUAAGAAAAUAUGUCAGCCAGGUGGUUGAACGGCUGCAGCAACUUUUUUUUGAUGUUGAGGAAAAGUAUAAGAUUCUAAAGGAGACAUUAGAGGCACCAAGAGCUCCAGUACUCAGGUCAGAAUCCUGCUUUCCUCAAACCAACCUGUUGGGCUUUGUUGAUUUUGUCCUGGCAAAAAUGGAGUCACUAAAUCUUUAUGAGCCUGACUCAGUAGCUGCUUUAGAAAAGAAUAAGUUGGAAACUAUCCAUGGUGAUCUCUCGUUUUUAAGAAAUUCUCUUGUGAGUUUCAUGGGGCGACACGAUCAAAAUGAGAAGCUUCAAGAUCUCUGGAGUCGCAUUGCUAUGGUAGCUUAUGAAACAGAGUUUGUCAUUGAUUCCCUUAUUGUUGGAGGAGGUAUCCAAAGCUUUGUUGGGAUGCUUAAUACCAUUAUAGAACAAAUCAAGCUUGUUAAGACCGAGGCAUCAGAAGUUUCUCACAGAGUGGGAAAGAUCACCAAAGCGCAGAAUAUUGCUAAACCUCAUAAGGAUAUACCUGGUAUAAUUCCAGGAUUCAAUGAGCCUGUGGUGGGCUUGGAUGAUGAGGUGCAAAAGAUAAUUGAUCGGCUGAGAAGAGGGACGAAACAUUUGGAUGUUGUUUCCAUUGUUGGGAUGCCUGGGUUAGGCAAAACCACUUUAGCAAAGAAAGUUUAUCGUGAUCCCUCCAUCGCACAUCACUUUCAUGUUCGUGCAUGGAGUACCAUUUCUCAAGUAUACAAUAAAAGAAGUUUGUUGCUCGAAAUUUUAAUGGGUCUUGACAAUGGCUUUGCUGAAAGGUAUUCAAAUAUGAGUGAAUAUGAUUUGGCUGAUGCAAUUCGUAGACAUUUGAAGGGAAAAAUGUAUCUUUUAGUUUUGGAUGAUGUCUGGGAUAUCGAAGCAUGGUAUAGUCUACAAAUUUCAUUUCCUGAUGAUGCAAAGGGAAGUCGAAUUCUCCUAACUAGUCGGAAUGAGAGUGUAGCUCUGCAAUUAAAAUCACAAAGCCAGCCUCAUCAUCUUCGUAUGCUAACCAAUGAUGAGAGUUUGGAAUUAUUUCAGAUGAAAUUGUAUUCUAUUGAAGGUUAUCCUUCAGAAUUUCAUGUGCGUGCAAAGGCCAUCGCACAAUGUUGUAAAGGUUUGCCACUUAUGAUUUUAAUUGUUUCGGGCCUUCUUUCAAGGAUGGAACCUAGUAGGUGGGAAGAAGUGGAACGAAGUCUAAAGAAAAGUAGUGCACCUACAAUGGACUUAUGCAAGGAGACUCUAGAGUUGAGCUAUCAUCAUUUACCAGAUUAUUUGAAGCCAUGUUUUCUAUACUUUGGAGUAUUUAAAGAGGAUCAGCACAUACGUGUUCGUGAAUUGUUAUGGUUAUGGAUUGCAGAAGGAUUCGUAAGAAAAGUUCCCGAAGAGUGCAUAGAAGAUGUUGCAGAGGGUUACUUGACAGAGCUAAUACAGAAAAAUUUAGUUAUGAUUGCUAAGAGAGGGUCGGAAGGCAAGGUGAAUUAUUGCAUGCUUCAUGACUUGUUACACGAGUUUUGCAUAGAACAAAGCAUCGGAGAUCACUUUCUCCAACGCUUACGGGUUGGUGAGCUUGGUACUUGCACUGAGCCUAACAAGUCAUAUCGGUUGCAUAUUUCCUGUAGAACGGUGCAUGAUUUUGCUGAGCCAAGGGUGGUUUUUCCUUACCUGCGCACUUUGUUCGUUGAAGUUGAUGAAGGAAAUUGGCAUGAACAUUAUUGGUAUGGAAUUAUGUACAAGUUUUCGCGGUCCAAACUGUUAAGAGUUUUGAGCUUGAGGGGCAUGCGUCACUUCCAUGCUUUUCCAAGUGUAAUUCAACAUCUUGGUCACUUGAAGUACUUGACACUGUCAAUCCGGGAUGAGCAAGCUGCCCGCGAAUUCAUAGUCCCGUCUUCAAUUGCCAAUCUCUCGUAUUUAGAUACACUUAUUUUUUAUGGAUAUAUUGGCCUCUGCAGAGUUUUGCUGCCAAAUACUUUGUGGAAAAUGAAACAUUUAAGGCAUCUGUAUGUUGUUGGAUCAAAAUGGAGAUUGCCAUCAAAGGAUGAUGAUCCUGAAGGUCUCUCGAUUUUAGAGAAUUUAAAGAGUUUCUCCACUGUCGAACUAUCCAGUCGCCAAGCAACGAAAGAAGUUCUUGGAAGGUUUCCAAAUAUCCACAGAUUGAAAUGCAAACUCCAUCUCUCUGAGGGAGUCUGCGAGUUUAUAGCACUGGAUUUCUUGAGUCAUCUUGAGUCUCUCAGCAUCUAUGGUUCGUAUUCCAGGGAAAUAUGUAAUGAUUACUUUCAGUUCCCCCAGAACUUGAAGAAGCUAACCCUUGGGGGCCUUAGCAUUCCAUGGAGUAAAAUUUCAGCAAUUGAUAGGCUACCAAAUCUUGAGGUUCUCAAAUUAGGCUUCCUAUCAUUCAUUGGGGAAUAUUGGAACAUGGGAGAGGGGACAUUCCCCAGCCUUAGGUUUCUGAAGAUCUUUGCUAUGGCCAAGGCAUUCAUCUCCUUUACAAUUAAGGUUUCAGAAAAUUAUCAUUUUUUGUCAUUUCUUCCAGCUCCUGACAAAUAUUGUCAUGGAAAGCUGUACUCAAAGAACGACGCUAAUGUUGAUCAAGUGAACUUUGAUGAUGAGAAGAAAGAUCAUUUUUGCCGGCGAGUUAGCCAAUUCCUCAAGGAAAUCGAGGAAUCCAUUUUGCCAGGACUGAAGGACUUGCAACAGAGUCUCUGUGAUGAUUACUCGCUGCUACAAAACAAGUCUUCUUCCCCAACACAAGCGCGCGAACUCCUUGGUAUGCUGGACACGCUUAUUCAGAGUUUGUGGUAUGUGCGAGAUGAAAAGCUACUAAAAAGUUUCGGAAUCUUGAAAACCUUCAUUCGCUUCGCCAUAUUUCGAGGACUUGAGCAAAGGCAGAUGGAAGACGUGUCGAUUCACAUUGAAAGAAUAAAGCCUUCUGAGUACCAUGUUUGCGGGAUUUAUGUUGGAGUCCUAAAAGAAGCUUCAAAAUUAUCUGUGUCAACCAACCAGGCCACUCCGGAAAGCCGUUCACUUAUACUUGAAAUGGUUGAUUCUCUCAUCUUUCUUCUUUUGGAGCUGUCAUUCCGUGGUACUGGUUACGUGGACAUCUUUCACAAUCAAAUGUAUACACUCUAUGAGGGGCUCAGAUUGUUGAGAGCCGUUUUGAGAGAACACCAGGAUAAGUCUGAGGAGCUAUAUGAUGAGAAUAUGCAGAACAGUAUCACAGUCUUGAUAUGUGAGGCAGCAAUCAUAGUUUGCUAUCUAUUUGUGAAAAAAGAUGACAACCGCUUGGACACACCGCUGCAGCAUCUAUUUUUCGAGGUUGAGAAAAAAAUUAACCUUUUCAAGAAGGAGACAGAACAAGAGGCACCAACAUAUCCGCUGAAGCUAGUAUCCUGCUUUCCACAAACCAACUUGUUGGGGUUUAUUGAUUCUGUCCUGGAAAAAAUGGAGUCACACAAUCUUUAUGAGCCGGAUUCAGUGGUUGCUUCAGAAAAGAAUAUGUUAGUAACUAUACAGGAUGAUCUAGCUUUUGUAAGAUCUUUGCUUGUCAAAUUCAUGCGGCUACGCGCUCAAAAUGGGAAGGUUCAAGCUCUCUGCAGUCGCGUUGCUGUGGCCGCCUAUGAAACUGAGUUUGUCAUCGAUUCUCUUGUGGUUGGAGGAACUAUUCAAAGCUUGUGUGGCACAUUUAAUACUAUCAUGGAACAUAUGGAAAUUAUUAAGAUUGAGGCAUUAGAAGUUUCUCGCAGUGUGGGGGAGAUCACCGAAAAUCAUAACUUUGCGAAAACUCACAUGAACAUCCCAUUAGCUGAAAAGAUUCCAGGUUUCAAUGAGCCUGUAGUGGGCAUGGAUGAUGAGGUGCAAAACAUAAUUGAUAGGCUCCGAAGAGGAACAAAACAAUUGGAUGUAGUUUCCAUUGUUGGUAUGGCUGGGUUGGGCAAAACAACUUUAGUCAAGAAAGUUUUCUCAAAAAUGAAUGAAUAUGAUUUGGCUGAUGCAAUUCGUCGAUGUUUGAAGGGAAAAACGUAUCUCAUAGUUUUGGAUGAUGUUUGGGAUAGUGAAGCAUGGGAAAGCCUAAAAAUUUCAUUUCCUGAUGAUAUGAAGGGCAGCAGAAUUCUCUUAACCAGUCGAAAUGAGAAUGUCGCUCAAAUCAAACAACAGAGUCAACCCUACUGUCUUCGUUCACUCACUGAUGAUGAGAGUUGGGAGUUAUUCCAAAUCAAGAUACGUUUUGAAGAAAACCAUCCUUUGCAACUACGUGCUCAUGGGAAGGCGAUCUCACAACGCUGUAAGGGAUUGCCGUUGAUGAUUGUGAUUGUUGCUGGCCUUCUUUCAAGUAUGGAGACAAGUAGGUGGGAAGAAGUUGAAGAAAGUCUAAAGAAUAGCUUAGCAACUACACUAGAUAAGUGCAAAGAGACUCUAGAGUUGAGCUACAAUCAUUUACCAGACUAUUUGAAACCAUGUUUUCUCUACUUUGCAACACAUAAAGAAGAUCAACGUAUACGUGUUCAGGAAUUGUCAUGGCUAUGGAUUGCAGAAGGGUUCGUGAAGAAAACUCCGAAAGCGAGCAUAGAGGAUGUUGCAGAGGGUUACAUGAUGGACUUGAUACAGAGGAAUUUAGUUAUGAUCGCUGAGAGAGGGGCCGAAGGCAAAGUGAAAUUUUGCAUACUUCACGACUUAAUACACGAGUUUUGCUUGGCCAAAAGCAUGGAUGAUCACUUUCUGCAUCGCUUACAUGGUAGUGAACUUGGUACUUCCAUGGAGCAUAAUGUGUUAUAUCGGUUUCAUGCUUACUCCAAAAGAGUGGAGGAUUUUGCAGAGUCAAUGCUGGUUUUUCCUUCUCUACGCACUUUGUUCAUUGUUGUUGAACACGAAACAAUGGAUGCGCGACCUUGGUACAAUAUUCUGUACAAGUUUUCCCGGUCCAAACUUCUAAGAGUUUUGGACUUAAGCCGAAUGUGUCGAUUCCAUUUCUUUCCAAGUAUAAUGCAGCAAUUUGGUCCCUUGAAGUACUUAACCUUGACAAUUGAAGGCGAAGAAUUCAUUGUCCCGCCGUCAAUUGCCAAUCUUUCGACUCUGGAGACAUUGACUUUCUAUGGACAGCAUUACUACAGCAGAGUUUUGCUGCCUAAUACAGUGUGGAAAAUGAAAAAUAUAAUGCACUUGCAUAUAGUCAAUUCAUAUUGGGAAUUGCCAGCCGAUGAUCAUCCGGAAGAUAUCUCGAUUCUAGAGAAUUUACAAAGUUUCUCAAUUGUAGGUUUAUUCAGUCGCCAAGCAACGAAGGAAGUAGUAAUCCGAAGGUUUCCCAAUAUCCGCAGAUUCAAAUGUGAACUCAGGUUCUCAGAGGGAGUCUUCGAGAUUAUAGCACUAGAUUUCUUGAGUAAACUUGAAUCACUGUGCAUUCUUGGUGUUGGGUUUCCGCUGGAAAUCCGUAAUGAUCACUAUCAGUUUCCCCACAACUUGAGGAAGCUAACCCUGCAGAGGCUUUACCUGCCAUGGAGUAAAAUUUCAAUGAUUGAUAGACUACCUAAGCUUGAGGUACUCAAAUUACAGUACAAAUCAUUCAUCGGGGAAAAUUGGUACAUGGGAGAGGGGACUUUCCCCAAGCUUAGAUUUCUGAAAUUAGAUUUCUUGGAUUUAGUCAGGUGGACGGAUGACUCGGAUGAUAAUUUUCCUUGUCUUGAGAAACUAGUGCUGAAAAGUUGCCUGAACUUGAAGGAAUUGCCUUCGUGUUUAGCCGAGAUUCCAACUAUGCAAAUGAUUGAGGUAUCUCGCUGCAACAAUGCUACAGAUUCACUAAAGCAUAUUCAAGAAACGCAGUUGGAUUUUGGAAAUGUGAACCUCAAGAUCCGAAUACACAUGGAGUUAUAA